This is a messenger RNA of Acinonyx jubatus (cheetah), 2437 nucleotides long. RefSeq names its product basal cell adhesion molecule (Lutheran blood group) (gene BCAM). NCBI's taxonomy places the organism in Eukaryota, Metazoa, Chordata, Mammalia, Carnivora, Felidae. The record is from RefSeq and is a predicted model, not a curated record. The coding region runs from base 78 to 1964 and encodes 628 amino acids. Gene Ontology annotation, cellular component: plasma membrane. The transcript is spliced from 15 exons.
GGGCCUGAUCGCUCCCAGCCCCGCGGCCGCCGGAGCCGCAGCCCGGGCAAUCGCCGCCCGCUGCCGCCGCCGCGAACAUGGAGCCCCCGGACGCCCGGGCCGGGGCGCGCAGGGCCCCCAGGCUGCUGGUGCUCGCGCUCCUGCUGGGGGCGCACCCAGGUGCCCAGGCCGAGGUCCACUUAUCCGUGCCUUCCCUGGUGGAGGUGAUGAAAGGGGAGCCCGUCGCCCUGAACUGCACCCCCCUGGGGGCCCACGACCAUUUUGUGCUGGAAUGGUUCCUGGCAGACCGCUCUGGGGUCCGCCACCGCCUGGCCUCGGCCGAGCUGCAGGGCUCUGAGCUGCAGGGCACGGUGCACGACUCUCGGGGCCGCAGCCCCCCGUACCAGCUGGACGCCCGGGGGCGCCUGGUGCUGACUGAGGCCCAGGUGGGCGACGAGCGGAACUAUGUGUGCGUGGUGAAGGCGGGCGCGGCGGGCAGCGCCGAGGCCACCACGCGGCUCCACAUGUUCGCAAAACCAGAGGCCACCGAGGUCUCCCCCAACAAAGGGAUCCUGUCUGUGGUGGAUGACUUUGCCCAGGAGAUCGCCACCUGCAACAGCCGGAACGGGAACCCGGCCCCCCAGAUCACGUGGUACCGGAACGGGCAGCGGCUGGAGGUGCCCAUGGAGGUGAACUCAGCCGGCUACAUGACCAGCCGCACCGUGCGGGAGGCCUCAGGCCUGCAGUCUCUCACCAGCACCCUCUACCUGCGGCUCCACAAGGCCGACCGGGACGCCAGCUUCCAUUGCUCCGUGCGCUACCACCUGCCCGCGGGCCAGCACGGCCACCUGGACAGCCCUGCCUUCCGCCUCACCCUGCACUAUCCCACGGAACACGUGCAUUUCUGGGUGGACAGCCCCUCCACCACCGAGGGCUGGGUACGCGAGGGGGACUCCGUCCAGCUGUUUUGCCGGGGGGACGGCAGCCCCAACCCGGAAUACACAUUCUUCCGCCUUCAGGACAAGCAGGAGGACGUGCUGAAAACAAAUCUUGAGGGGAACUUGACCCUGGAGGGGGUUCAGCGGGGCCAGAGCGGGACCUACGGCUGCAGGGUGGAGGACUACGACGCUGCUGAGGACGCAGAGCUCUCCAAAACCCUGGAGCUGCGCGUGGCCUACCUGGACCCUCUUGAGCUCAGCACCAGGGAGGAACUUUCCUUACCCUUGGGCAACAGCACAGCCGUGAACUGCUCCGUGCAAGGUCUGCCCACGCCUGCCCUGCGCUGGACCAAGGACUCAAUCCCCCUGGGGAACGGCCCCACGCUCUCUCUGAGCUCCAUCACCUUCGAUUCUGCGGGCACCUACAUCUGUGAGGCCUCCAUGCCCACCGUCCCCCUCCUCAGCCGCGCCCAGAGCUUCAAGCUGCUGGUCCAAGGGCCACCAGAAUUAAGGGCAGAAGAGACCCAGCCCAGGAGUGAGGGCAGCUGGAGGGAAGGAGAUGAAGUCAGGCUGGUCUGCUCUGCCCGCGGCUACCCGGAGCCCAAACUCAGCUGGAGCCAACUGGGGGGCAGUCCAGCAGAGCCGGCCCCCGGAGGGCAGGGCUGGGUGAGCAGCUCCCUGACCCUGAAGGUGACCAGUGCCCUGAGCAGAGACGGGGUCUCCUGUGAGGCCUCCAACCCCCACGGGAACGCCCUGCACGUGUUUCACUUCGGCUCUGUGGCGCCCCAGACUUCCCAGGCCGGAGUGGCUGUCAUGGCCGUGGCCGUCAGCGUGGGCCUCCUGCUCCUUGUCGUUGCUGCCUUUUAUUGCAUGAGACGCAAGGGUCGCCCCGGCUGCUGCCGGCAGGGGGAAAAGGGGGCUCCGCCACCUGGGGAGCCAGAGCUGAGCCACUCAGGGUCGGAGCGGCCUGAGCAGACAGGUCUUCUCACAGGAGGCGCCUCUGGAGGAGCCAGGCAUGGCAGCGGGGGCUUCGGAGAUGAGUGCUGAGCCCAAGGGCCUCCGAGAGGCUGCACUAGACCCGACAUCAGAGAAUCAGCGUCAGAGAACCAGGCCUGCUCACGCCUCCGCCCGCCCCCACCUUCCCACUUCUCCCCGGCCCUCCCUUCCCUUCCUUCCUCUGCAGGCUGGGCAGGGACCUACAGCAGCCACUGCUGCGGGGAGGGAGGGAGGGGCGGUGGGGAGGAGGGGACCUUCCUCCAGGGAAUGUGACUCUCAGGCCCCAGAAUAGCUCCUGGACCCAAGCCCGGGACCUGGCCCGGGACAGGACGAGGCUCCGAGGCUCCAAGGCUCUGAGGGUCGGCCGGCUCGGGCGAGUUUUACCUCCCGCCCCCGUUACCGGUCCCCCACCCCACCUGACGUCCUACUGCGUAGUCCGACACUGGAUCCGGGCCCCUGCCCCCACCCCAGCUCCCAUCAUCUGUGGACACUGGAGUCCGGAAUAAAUGCUGUCUGUCACAUCA